AUGUAUUCUAGACCUGCCGACGGCCUGCGGAUCUGCCAUCCUUUUGAGUGCGCCGUGUCUGGUUCAUCCAGAGUCGAGGCUAUGAAAAAAGUAGUUCAGCAGCUCCAGCUGGAGGCCGGGCUCAAUCAGGUGAAGGUUUCCCAGGCAGCUGCAGAUUUGAAACAGUUCUGUCUGCAGAAUGCUCAGCAUGACCCUCUGCUGACUGGAGUAUCUUCAAGUACAAAUCCCUUCAGGCCCCAGAAAGUCUGUUCUUUUUUGUAGUAAGACGAAUCUUGGCAAGGUUUUCCAAACCACUUUUCAUAAACCAGUGAAUAUUCAAAGGAAAGCCAGAUUUGAAGCCUGUACAAAAGCCUCUCUGUAACGUGCUAUACUAUACAAACUUCUACUUUUGUCAGUCCUUAAUGUCUGCCUCUGAAUUUUCUGUUUCACAAGGGUAAUUAUUUUAUAUACACUGAUGGCAGCAUACAAUAAAAUACUUAGUAUAAAAAAAUGAGUUUAAUGUUGAGUUGAGUGCCAGUGAUGAGUCAGGCAAAUAUACAUGUUAAAGGAAAUACCACUUAUUCCUUCAAGUGCUUACCAUUUUACCUUUGAUUUAUUUAGUGUAAUAUAAAGUCUUUGGUGCUUCUUAGACGUUUGAGUACUAUACAAAAGUCUUCCAAACUCCUAGGAAUAAGUGAUAAGAGUUAGGUUUUGGAUUGUGCAUCAGAGGCGAAAUGUGGUAUGGUUAUUGAAGCUGUGAGAAAAAUGUGAAAAUAGUGUGGAAAAAGUGAUUGCUGAUCUUGGUUUUAUACAGUUUUUCCAGUGUUGCUUAUUAAGUGUGAGGAAUGAAUGUUGUUUUACCCUAAGGAAUUUGAAAAGACCCUGAUGCUGGGAAAGAUUGAAGGCGGGAGGAGAAGGCGACGA
Cervus elaphus (red deer) is the source of this 903-nucleotide messenger RNA. Its product is annotated as guanine nucleotide-binding protein G(I)/G(S)/G(O) subunit gamma-5-like. Bases 1 to 261 code for a protein of 86 amino acids. Gene Ontology annotation, molecular function: G-protein beta-subunit binding. The transcript is spliced from 2 exons. NCBI's taxonomy places the organism in Eukaryota, Metazoa, Chordata, Mammalia, Artiodactyla, Cervidae. The record is from RefSeq and is a predicted model, not a curated record. Gene Ontology annotation, cellular component: heterotrimeric G-protein complex. Gene Ontology annotation, biological process: G protein-coupled receptor signaling pathway.